ACUGCAGGUUGUGGCUCCUAUUACCGUCCGUGCUACUCUACAUGUAUGUACGAGAAUAUACGUAGAGGGGUUACGGAGCUGUUUCUGCUCGUGCAGCCAAACCAGAAAACGGAAUAUUCUGGCUUUCAGGUGACACUGGUGGUGGUGCAUGCUGCCCGAGCAUUCAUUUAAACCUUCGCACUUUCGCGGCAUUCAAGAUUCAGUCCCCAGCCGAAGCUCCAUUUCCUACUUUCAGCAGUUCCCGAGUCACCUUGUUCCCCUCACGCUCUCGCAAGCUGCGCGUCCCCUGCGGCACACAGCCUUCUGCUGCCGCUUGUGGCGAUUUCGACCUGGAGGUUACGGCGAUUCUCUCGUCAAAUUUCCAUCUCCGGAUCAUCGUCAGCCGAAUUGGAAGCAAACAACACCAGAACUUUUUAGCGCGGGGCGGCCCUGUUUCGGAGAGUCCUUUUGCGCAGGUAUGUCGUGGUCGGAAAUGCGCACCAUGAACAACUCGAAUCCAAAUCAGAGUCUGUCUCAAGGAAACGCGGAAUCGUCGCCGGGUCCGAGCUCGUCCAGGCCACCGGCUCCACACAAGAGUUGGUCCGGGACCAGUGGCACUAGCAAUGGCGAACGGAGCACCGACGAGGCUGUUGGCGAUUUGAUCGCUGCACGUCUCAACUCCUUGGUGCAAGACUGCAUCCAGCAGUUUACGUCAUCGAAGGAAGUGUUGCAGCCUUUCAUAUACGAGAUAAAAGGGAGCUCUGAUGACAUCACGGAGCGGCUGCGCCAGUCUCGAAAGCAAGCAAUGCUGCGUAAAGACGAACUAGAAGCAGAGCGCCAGGAAGUCCAGCAAGCGGCGUGCAAAGUGUUACAUGUGCUCAACGACACGAUGGAUGAACUGUACAAUCCUUGAACCUUUAUUUCGAGUGACCUGUGGAGGAUCCCUCGCAACAAACUGUGAUCAAAUUCUACUCUGAUGUGAUGGAGAGGGUGGCAUCCAGAGGCAGAGCUCGUGUACGUCCGUGUCGAAAGUUGCGGUUGAGUCUAUAACACGGGCAGACUUGACGACAGACUUCUUGUUCUAGUGGGAGGCUUUGCAGAUAUCUCGUUCAGCGCUUGGAUAAACUUCGAUCGGGCAUUGUGUGCGAAGACGUGCACCAUGUACCGCCUGCCCUGUUUCCGGUCCGGUUCGGUUGGAGAUGCGUCACCCAAACUCAGAACCCAGAGCUCUGAAUUUUGGUUCGAUAUUGUUUUGAACAUCACAUCAUGAAGAGUCUCUCCGCUGUGUGCAAACCGUUGUGGACACCAGAGUUCUGUAAUGUACGGUUCCCAUUUUGCAAUAAAAUCGUGGAUUGGUUGAGCCUGUGUCCGACGACCGAGUUUCCACCGUUCGGUACA
Molecule: messenger RNA, 1377 nt
Organism: Physcomitrium patens
Lineage: Eukaryota; Viridiplantae; Streptophyta; Bryopsida; Funariales; Funariaceae
Source: RefSeq, a predicted model, not a curated record